GGGUUUGGCUGUGCCAAGGCUCUGUACAUCUCAGAUACGGAUAAGCGCAAGCAUUUCCGCCUGGUCCUGAAGCUCUUCUUCAGCAACGGGCAGGAGAUCGGCACCUUCCACAGCAAGCUGAUCAAGGUCAUCUCUAAGCCCUCGCAGAAGAAGCAGUCGCUGAAGAACACGGAUCUGUGCAUCUCCUCAGGCUCCAAAGUGUCCCUCUUCAACCGCCUGCGCUCACAGACCGUCAGCACCCGCUACCUGUCCGUGGAGGGAGGAGCCUUCAUCGCCAGUGCCAGGCAGUGGGCAGCCUUCACCCUGCACCUGGCUGAUGAGCGCUGCACCCAAAGUGAGUUUCCCCUGCGGGAGGGAUACAUCCGCUAUGGCUCUGUGGUCCAGCUCAUCUGCACGGCCACCGGCAUCACCCUGCCACCCCUGAUCAUUCGGAAGGUGAGCAAGCAGUAUGCUAUGCUGGACGUGGAUGAGCCCAUCUCCCAACUCCACAAGUGUGCCUUCCAGUUCCAGGGCAGCGACCGCAUGUACCUGUGUCUGUCCACAGAGAAAGUCAUACAGUUCCAGGCAUCGCCAUGUCCAAAGGAAGCCAACCGAGAGCUGCUGAAUGACGGCUCCUGCUGGACCAUCAUUGGCACUGAGACGGUGGAGUACAGCUUCAGCGAGAGCCUGGCCUGUGCUCGUGAGCCCGUCAGCCCUGUGCCCCUCAUCACAGCCUUGCAGCUCAGUGGCGGAGGGGAUGUGGCCAUGCUGGAGGUGCAAGGAGAGCAUUUCCAUGCUCACCUCAAGGUCUGGUUCGGGGACGUGGAAGCAGAGACGAUGUACAGGAGCCCCAAAUCCCUGAUGUGUGUUGUCCCUGAUGUCUCUGCCUUCGGCAGCGACUGGAGGUGGCUGCGGUACCCCAUCACUGUCCCACUCCUGCUGGUCAGGGACGAUGGCCUCAUCUACUCCAGCUCCUUCACCUUCACCUACACUCCAGAGCAGAGCUUCCUUCCAGGGCAGCAGCUCCCUGCUGAUGUCCCACAGGACUCAGACACACUGCUCAACAGCAUCCACCAGGAGUUCACCAGGACCAACUUCCACCUCUUCAUGCACAGCUAG
Molecule: messenger RNA, 1098 nt
Organism: Centrocercus urophasianus (Greater sage-grouse)
Lineage: Eukaryota; Metazoa; Chordata; Aves; Galliformes; Phasianidae
Gene: RBPJL
Product: recombination signal binding protein for immunoglobulin kappa J region like
Exons: 7
Biological process (GO): regulation of transcription by RNA polymerase II
Cellular component (GO): nucleus
Molecular function (GO): RNA polymerase II cis-regulatory region sequence-specific DNA binding; DNA-binding transcription activator activity, RNA polymerase II-specific
Source: RefSeq, a predicted model, not a curated record